Messenger RNA from Jatropha curcas, 1401 nucleotides. Its product is annotated as F-box protein At5g49610. NCBI's taxonomy places the organism in Eukaryota, Viridiplantae, Streptophyta, Magnoliopsida, Malpighiales, Euphorbiaceae. The record is from RefSeq and is a predicted model, not a curated record. Gene Ontology annotation, molecular function: protein binding.
AAGAAAAUGAAGAAAAUGAAGAACUUUGAGAGUUUGACCACUGAUAUAACCUUUGAUGUGCUUUCAAGAUUGCCAACAAAAAGAUUGAUUGAGUUAAAGACUGUUUCUAAAGGGUGGAAACAACUUAUAACCAAUCCAUUAUUCAUUAAGGUUCAAUCCCAGAAAGAAGAACCGUUAUCAGGCUUCUUCUUCCAACAGAGAUUCCAGUGGUGUGAAAUUGACAUAAAAACUAUAAACUACAUACCUGUGAAAUUAAAAGAAGGGAUUGAACUUCAAAAUGGGUGUUUUGAUUUCCUUUCUCAAGAAGUUGUUCUCCUGACGUCUUGCAAUGGGCUAAUUUGCUGUAGAAGUUGCUUCCCUUUUGAAAACCCAUCUCUCUUUGUUUGCAAUCCCUUGAACAGAGAAUGGAUUAAGCUGGACUGGAUCAAUCCUGAUAAAGAAAACAGCAUUGCUCUUGCAUUUGAUCCUUCUAAGGAUCUUGUUGACAAUUCUGCAAACUUCAAAUUGGUUAGAGUUUCACAAAAACAGGCGGAAGAAGAAGGAUUCUACUUCUCGUUUGAUAUAUAUUCUUCAGAAACAAAAAGUUGGAAACUGUCAAAUGAGAUUUGUUGUUGCAACAACAAUUUUUACAAGAACAAAGGUGUUUUCAUUGGAGGGAUAUUACAUUGGCUAACUGAUGGUGAUCAAAUCCUCACUUUUAUGGUAGAGAAUGAGUUAGCUUGGUUAAUUUCAACACCACUUCCUUCUACAGAAUUCAAUAGUGUUCCUGAGGCUUGCAUUGGAGAAUCUGAAGGCAAACUAUACUAUAUAAUAAUUUCUGAAGAAGGAAUCCAUGUCUGGUUUCUUGAACACUAUUUUGAGUUCAACUGGUCAUUGAAGCACUCAAAAACAUUGGCAGUAAUGGAACAAGAAAAUCCUCAAUUCCUCUGCAACUUACAGGAGAGAGUCAAACAAAGGUUGACCAAUGAUUUUAGUCCAUGGAUGGAUCCUAUUGCCUUCAAAGAUGGGAUUUUGCUGUUGAGGGUAUCAAACACUGUCUACUUAUAUCACAUUGAGAGGAGCAAAAUGGAGAAAGUAAGUGAUAUUUCAAAGUUUGGUACUAAUUCCAUUAUGUCUUCUCCUAUUGUGCUUCCUUACUCUAUGAGCUUGGUUCCUUUACUAAGUAAGACAGAGUUGACUCCUUCAGGUGCCUAAACUGCAUCUAAACUUGAUCUGUUUUGUUUUUUUUCUGUUGGUGGCUGAUUGUUGACUCCUUCAGGUUCCUUUACUAAGUACAAGAAAUUUUGUUCUACUAAUUUUUUGCCCAAAUGCACAGAUUAUACUUAGUGAUUGCAGAAAGUUAAAAUCUUUUGAUUUUGUUAUUGUACCUGUAUUUACCACCUAGAAUAUGGUUGAGGUGGG